This is a messenger RNA of Spirodela intermedia, 545 nucleotides long. The record is from the annotation of a GenBank genome assembly. Lineage: Eukaryota; Viridiplantae; Streptophyta; Magnoliopsida; Alismatales; Araceae.
AUGGGAUUUCAUGAGUUGAGUUCCACUCUUUAUUCUUCUUCUUUCUUGGAGAUUGUGGAGAUUGCGGUUCACAUGGACUGCCAAGGCUGCGAGAAGAAGAUCCGAAGGGCGAUAUCCAAGUUACAGGGUAAUCCACAAGCUUCACAAAACCGACUAAUCAUUACCUUCUCUUCCGAGUCUCUAUCUCGAAGGAUCAUUAAACUUGAACGUUCGAAUUUGCAGGGGUUGACACCCUAGACGUCGACCUAGAUAAGCAGAAGGUGACGGUGACCGGAUAUAUGGAUCGGAGGAAGGUCCUCAAGACCGUCCGCCGCACCGGUAGGAAGGCCGAGUUCUGGCCGUCCCCGUUCGACGGCGAGUACCACCCAUACGCUCUGCAGCAUCUAGAGGACUCCACCUACUCCUCGACCCACAACUACUUGAGGCACGGAUACAACUCGAGCGUUCAGGGCUACUACCCCGAGCCUGCAUACUGUCAGAUCAUUGACGACGAGAUGGCCGCUCUCUUCAAUGAUGACAAUGUCCAUGCAUGCCGCGUCAUGUGA